Molecule: messenger RNA, 1120 nt
Organism: Juglans regia (Persian walnut)
Lineage: Eukaryota; Viridiplantae; Streptophyta; Magnoliopsida; Fagales; Juglandaceae
Exons: 5
Coding region: 337-708 (123 amino acids)
Source: RefSeq, a predicted model, not a curated record
CGGAUUCCUCCUUCCCCGAAAUUUUCUGCCCUCAUUUUCUCUCCUCCCCGAUCGAUGCUAUCUCAUCCACUCACUACACUCGGAUUCUCACAACCGCUUCCCACCUCACUCGAAUUUUUCAACUGUUCUUCAGCACCUCCUUCGUGCCACACUCCCCGCAGACUCUCUCUCGUCGUCCUCUGUUUCAGAUCGGAGCCCUCGCCGAAUUUUGCUGAGCAACUUCCGUCACCGUCGCUGCCGAAGACCUCUUCGGUGCCAGCGCCAUAGCACGUCCCUUCUCCACGCCACUUUUGGUGAUUUGCGACGCCGAGCAUCCCCACCUCUGCCCCGUCGUGCAUGACCGCUGGUCGAGCCGUCGACGAUCACCCCUUUCUGAAAGCACUGAAACAUCGAGAGUCGGUCAGACAUACUCAAAUGGGGAUAACUAGGGAGAAAAAUCGCUCUCAUUCGUCAACAUCGCCUUGUUCGCAUCUCAGAGCUGCCUACCACAAUUGCUUCAACAGGUGGUAUUCAGAGAAGUUCGUCAAGGGGCACUGGGAGAAAGAGGAAUGCAUUUCUGAGUGGCAAAAGUACAGAGCUUGCCUUUCUGAACAUUUGGAUGACAAGCAUCUGAGUCGAUUUUUGGAAGCAGAGACCGUUGUCGAUGCGGCCAUUAAAGAUGAUUCCGGAAACCCAGUUGAUGGUGCAGCUACUCGUGUAGCACAGUGAUCCAAGCUCUUACUUUUAUUACUCCCAGGAUAAAAAAAAAAACAGGUGAAGGUAAUCAUUGAGAGGCUGAUUUACCUAUUCAACCGAAUAAAAAAGAGAUCCGUGAUCAAUUGGGACUGCAAAAGCUAUUUCUUUUUCAGUAGGAAAGUUGUGUUUCAGUGGCACAUACUCUGAUUACCUGGUAUUGAAGAAGAGGGAUCAGGAAAAUGUGAUAAUAAAGGUGGACGGUAAACAGACUAUAGAGAGUAGAAGUAUAGAUGAGAAUAUUAGAGUCUCGUGAGGCGCUGUUAUUAACUGGAAAUAUGGUUUUAUGUCAUGUGUGCUACAAAAACAUGCACUAAUAUUUUCAUUUUUAUGCAAAAUUUAUAUAAAAAUUCUUGAGUUGCUACAUGCACUCUUGUUUUGUUGGUCA